AUGCCGAAAGUCAGCAAGUCGCGCAGCCUAUCCCACAGCCCGCCAGGCACAAACUCAAACCCAUUCCAUCGUCUGCUAUCCCGAGUCAAGUCUCGCCAGCUCGCCAACUCUCCAAUCCAGAAACCCGUCCGUCAUGGUAGACCAGAUCCAGAUCCAGUUGUAGAUACGCCUCCCGAAAAACCAAGAGCCCGCGUAGCCCUCCAGAACGAAGACUUGACUGAAGAUGUUGUUGUCAUCACUGCUCUUUCGACGCUGCCUUUCUGCUGCCAUGAAGAUCUCUUGACUAUGUCUCGCCCGGGUUUGGUUGCUGUAGCAGAGUCGCUCAACGAGAAACUUCCCAUCGCGAUGCGUAUUUCUAUCAGUCGUACUCGGACGGACACUGCUAUUCGAAACGAAGUAGAGUUCAUUGUGGGCUUGCGCAACAACAGAACACAUGUCCACUCAGUCACAACAACACGACACAGAACACCUCCCCCUACAACUCCUACUUCAGUUUCCAGAAAGAGACAUAGAGUUAUCUAUGGAACACCGGCAACGCCUAUGCUCGAACGUCUUGCUGAGGUCGAAGAAGAAGUAGAAGAGCCAGUGCGUCGCAAGCGACUUGUUAUGAAGACACCAGAACCAGAUGCUUCCUCGCCUAUUGCCUCCCGCCACAACACUUCCAGUCAAUCACCAACCACCAAACCAAGGGUAGACCAUGCAGUUGUCAAAAUAAAGCUUCCAAAGAGCCGCAAGCCGCUGGAGAUGACCCGUCAUGUUAGCCAGCCUCUCGAAACACGCCGACAACCUAUGCCAAACACGGGACGUCGUGCUGCAAGUUGCUCGUCUCCAUUGGUCAGCGCUGGGGCGUCUCGGAAGGCAUUGUUGGAGGAUGAGUAG
Molecule: messenger RNA, 879 nt
Organism: Mycena indigotica
Lineage: Eukaryota; Fungi; Basidiomycota; Agaricomycetes; Agaricales; Mycenaceae
Product: Glutamine amidotransferase type-2 domain-containing protein
Exons: 1
Coding region: 1-879 (292 amino acids)
Source: RefSeq, a predicted model, not a curated record